CACCACCAUCCCCCCGCCGGCUCUAAACUUCAUAUUAAUUAAUUAAUUACGUAACCAACCACAUACAUAUUAAUUACGUACCCCCCCCCCCCCCCCUCUCUCUCUCUCUCUAUAAAUAUAUAUAUUUGUAGUCAUCUUCUAUUUGGGAAGUUCGAUAGUUUAGAUGGCGAAGCUCUCACAGCAGGGAAGUCAGAAAAGCAGUUCGAAGAAUAGCAGCGGCGCCAGCACUAGCAACGACAGCAGCAGCUCCGCCGCAACGAAGGUGAAGAAGCGAACCCGGAAGAGCGUCCCCCGGGAUUCACCUCCCCGGCGGAGCUCCGUAUACCGGGGCGUCACCAGGCACCGGUGGACUGGGAGAUACGAAGCUCAUUUGUGGGACAAGAACUGCUGGAAUGAAUCGCAGAACAAGAAGGGAAGACAAGUAUAUCUGGGGGCCUACGAUGAGGAAGCAGCAGCAGCACAUGCUUAUGACUUGGCCGCAUUGAAGUAUUGGGGACAAGACACCGUCCUUAAUUUCCCACUGUCCACUUAUGAAGAACAAAUUAAAGAAAUGGAGGGUCAGUCGAAAGAAGAAUAUAUUGGAUCCCUAAGAAGAAAAAGUAGCGGGUUUGCCCGAGGAGUCUCUAAAUACAGAGGUGUAGCAAGGCACCAUCACAACGGCCGCUGGGAGGCUCGCAUUGGCAGGGUCUUUGGCAACAAGUACCUCUAUCUGGGCACUUAUGCUACCCAAGAAGAAGCGGCGGUGGCCUAUGACAUGGCGGCAAUAGAGUACCGUGGACUGAAUGCAAUUACCAACUUUGACCUCAGUCGUUACAUCAAGUGGCUAAAGCCAAGCCAAACCAGCGGUGCGAACUCCCAACCAAACCCUAACCUUAGCCCUAGCCCUGACGCUGACCCCAAUCCCGACCUCAACUCCGCUUACACCGCCGACCACGAGCUCUCAUUAAGCCCUAGCUCCACCACCCUGCCUCCGCCGCGCGCCACUGCAUCAUCGGCAUUGGGGCUUCUGCUGCAGUCAUCCAAAUUCAAGGAAAUGCUAGAGAGGACAGCGGCUACUGAUUGCCUGUCAACACCGUCGGAGUCCGACCCUCCCCGACGGAGCUUUCCCGAUGACAUACAAACCUACUUCGACGGCCACGACUCCGGCAGCAGCUUCGGUGAUGGGGAUGAUGACAUUUUUGCCGAUCUAAAUUCGUUUGCCACGCCGAUGUUUCAGUGCGAGCUUGAUGCGUGUUAGCUUUCUUUCUUUCUUUCUUUCUUUUUCCCCAUUUCUAAUUUUACAAUUUAUGCUUCCAUUCCUUUUUCUAAAUAUGGAAAAAGAAAGUCAGGCAAUUGGAUGCUGUUGGUACAUUAAAUGUAGAUAUAGAGAGCCUCGGGGUUUUGUUUAUUAUUCAAAGAUAUGGGUGUUUCUCUUGAAACUCUAUCACAUGUAAUGUUUUCUUGUUUGGAAUGAAUUAAUAUUUU
This is a messenger RNA of Diospyros lotus (date-plum), 1464 nucleotides long. Its product is annotated as AP2-like ethylene-responsive transcription factor At1g16060. The record is from RefSeq and is a predicted model, not a curated record. Lineage: Eukaryota; Viridiplantae; Streptophyta; Magnoliopsida; Ericales; Ebenaceae. The transcript is spliced from 8 exons. The coding region runs from base 164 to 1237 and encodes 357 amino acids. Gene Ontology annotation, molecular function: DNA-binding transcription factor activity; DNA binding. Gene Ontology annotation, biological process: regulation of DNA-templated transcription.